Molecule: messenger RNA, 2500 nt
Organism: Seriola dumerili (greater amberjack)
Lineage: Eukaryota; Metazoa; Chordata; Actinopteri; Carangiformes; Carangidae
Gene: snphb
Product: syntaphilin
Exons: 7
Coding region: 197-2500 (767 amino acids)
Biological process (GO): neuron differentiation
Cellular component (GO): mitochondrion; cytoplasmic microtubule
Source: RefSeq, a predicted model, not a curated record
UCACCGCUCCAUCCAGCGGAGCUCUUGGCGAAGAACCGCUGGGAAACAAUGAAAACCGAGGCUAUAGAUGCACGACAGGACUAAAGGCGUUGCAGGAGAGGGGGCAAAUGCAGGCUCCAGGUUUUGACCGGUGAGCUGCAGAGCAGAAAGUGAGGACAGAAGAAACUUCAGGUUGUGCAGGAGGCUGUCUGGCCCCAUGUCUGCCCCUGCUCCAGCCAAUCGGAGGUCUGCGUCGGGCUCUCGCCGGUUUGACUAUUGCAGGUUCAUAGAGCUAGACUACGUUCCCAUGGAGACAGGCUAUAUGGUCUCAAUGCGCCCGACUAAAGGCUAUGCAUCAACCAAGUCGCCGACUAAAGGAUACGCUUCCACCAAGCGGACACCGGCAGCGCCUAGUAAUAGAGAUCCCUAUGGCAACGCCUCCCUCAGCAGCAGCAGCAACUCAGGCUCUUGUAAAGGCAGCGACUGCAGCCCCACCAAAGGACGUCACCAGAAGUACACGUCAUGUACAGACAACCAUGGUAUUCGACCCCCUCCGCCAGAGCAGUACCUCACACCCCUGCAGCAGAAGGAGGUGUGUAUCCGCCACCUGCGGGCCAGGCUAAAAGAAACCAUCACCACACUGCAAGACAGGGACACAGAGAUAGAUGAGCUGAGAGGCCAGCUCUACAGGAUGCAGGAGGACUGGGUGGAGGAGGAGUGUCACCGUGUGGAGGCUCAGCUGGCCCUGAAGGAGGCGCGUCAGGAGAUCCAGCAGCUCAAACAGGCUGUGGACACUGUCCGUGCCAGGCUCAGUGACGCCGGAGGACUCAGUGGGGACGCAGGGGUCCAGAAGUACUUCCAGGACAUCAACACUCAGAACCACAAGCUCGAGAACCUUUUGCUCAGUAUGGAGUUAGCCCAGGCUGGAUUAGCCAAAGAGGGGGGAGCCAUACCAGGCUGUCGCACCCGUGUUGGGGGUUCAGCACCAGCGUCAGUAUCAGGGGGGAGUCCAGGGGGAAUACCCAAACCGGCAAUAGGGGGGAGGGGGACUUGCUCCUGCGAUGCCUCCCCAGCUCGUUCUCUGACCCGGAGCUCCACCUACACUAAGCUCACCGAUCAGGCGUUGGCAGACCAGAACGGCAACGGGCAGGACUUUCCUUGUCUGUCAGGUGACGGCACCCAGGACAGUGGCUUUGUGUGCUGCGGGGAGAGCAGCGUCCCCAGCCGGGCCGACCUGCUGCUGGAGGCCGCCUUCCUCUCCGAGGAGACUGCAUCUUUACUCAACUCCUACACACAGAUGCCACACUCCUCCACCUAUGAGAAGCUGUGCACAGGCGAGCGGCUGGCUCCCUUUCGCUGCGGCCUGGGUGGAGUGAGCUGUAUGAGCCACCCCUGCCUGUCCCACCACCACCUGUACCUGCACCCCCUGCGGGAGACGGGUAUUCAGACUGAAAGCUGCCCCAUCCCUGCUGCAGCAGGUUACCCCUCCGAUCUGGAUACCAUUGCGGAGCAACGCACUUUCCGCUCCCAGGCCUGCAGCCCCACCUCCACCUGGAUGUCUGAUGAAGGGGAGGAAGAGUUGGACUCCAUCACCACCACAACUUCGGUAACCACAGCAACAGUCAUGAGUACGGCCACAGAGCCAAUCCCACUCUCCAAAACGCCGGUGGUCCCUUCUUUACCACGUUCUGCUACUGUGGCGUGUUCCAUGGACAGUCCUCUGAGUGAGGUGAUGGAGGGAGUGGAAGAAGAGGAGGAGAAGCAGGAGAAGGAAAACAGAGAGAAGGAGGCUGAUGCAACAGAGAAGCAUGAUGAAACAACAGUGAUGAGGCCGGAGGAUGGAGGGCAGCAGGAGCAGACGGGCUCAGUGGCAGGAAAUGAGGUGGAAGGUCAGGGUGCAGAGGAGGAGGCGACGCCAGGAGAACUAUGCGACUUGGAAGAAACACCAGCAGGGAUGCAGGGUGAGCUUAGGUUUGGAGGAUGCUGUGGAGAAAGCAGGCAGAGUGGGAAAACACGGAAAAAUCUCAGCAUGGAGGAAGUUGUUCUGUCAGCAGGAUCACCGCAGGCGGAGACCGGACAGUUGAGUCCGAGUCGCCCGGGAUUAUCACCGGGUGUAGAACAGCCUCAUACUUCCCAGCCCAGGAGAGCUACGUCCCACGAGGAGAUCGCUGGCGUCACUGUAGUGGAGGUGCACGAUGAGGACGAUGAUGAAGAUGAAACUAAAGAACAAGGCGCUGCAGGGGACGCUGCAGCAGAGGAGGGGGAUUCGUCUGAAUCUGGGACAAUUCAGAAAAGCUACUGGAGUCGUCACUUCCUGGUCGAUCUGCUGGCAGUGGCCAUCCCCGUGGUGCCAACAGUGGCGUGGCUGUGCCGCGGCCCGGUCCGUGACGGACAGCCCAUGUAUCAUAUAGGGUCACUGCUGCGAGGCUGUUGCACUGUGGCACUGCACUCGCUGCGCAGGGGAGGUGGAUUGAGGCAUUACCCCGCAGGCGGGGGAGACCUGGGCGGAUCGCAGAUAUAA